Molecule: messenger RNA, 1560 nt
Organism: Aspergillus tanneri
Lineage: Eukaryota; Fungi; Ascomycota; Eurotiomycetes; Eurotiales; Aspergillaceae
Gene: ugd2
Product: putative UDP-glucose dehydrogenase Ugd1
Exons: 4
Coding region: 1-1560 (519 amino acids)
Biological process (GO): glycosaminoglycan biosynthetic process
Cellular component (GO): nucleus; cytosol
Molecular function (GO): UDP-glucose 6-dehydrogenase activity; NAD binding
Source: RefSeq, a predicted model, not a curated record
AUGAUGCCCUUCCUCCCGCUGCUACUGGUCCUAGCCGGGUUGACGAUUUUCUUCUCGAAACGCAAGUGCAAGGCAAUCGAGAAGCGUGAGUCACAUACGCCGCCUGUCGUGGUCAAGGGACAUACCUAUUUCGAUAGCGUAGAGGAUGUUCAAAUUCAGCCUGUGGUGAGGACGGAGAGGGUCAAGUACGCUCGGUGCGUGUGUGUAAUCGGUGCCGGGUACAUGGGUGCCUUGACGGCGAUCGUCCUGGCGUCACAAAAUCCACAUAUUCCGUUUCAUGUUGUCGAUAGUGAUGAGCAACUGAUUGCGGCGUGGAACUCGGAUCGAGUGCCGGUUCCUGAGCCUGGACUGGAAGAGAUGCUAUUUGAAGAUGCCACAGAAUCCAGUCCUACGCAGAACGGUGCAGUCGAUCAAGAUUCAGAAUUUGGGGCGUUUGUUUCGCAGCUACCACGCGCCAGAAAGCUCAAGAAUAUCAACUUCUCGACGAACGUGCAUGCCGGCGUCACCGUGGCCGAUCUGAUCUUUCUCUGCGCCGAGGCCCGAUCAUCCACAAAGAGUGAAGAGUUGCAUGGUCUAGACCUCUCCCAUAUACAAUCCGCUCUCCAGGCCAUUGCGCAAGUUUCAACAGGACAUAAGAUCAUAGUCCAGAAAGCCGCCGCACCAUGUGCCUCACCAUCCGCAUCAUUCGAUGUUCUAUCCAACCCUGACUUUGUGGUUCCCGGUUCUGCCCUCCGUGACCUCUUAUAUCCCCCGAGGAUUGUCAUCGGACACGUCUAUUCUGAGGAUAUGUCCCCCGAAGCUCUGACAGCGGUGAGACGGCUAUACACGCCCUUUGUUUCAGAGGAGAGAAUCAUCACCAUGGACGCAUGGUCGGCUGAGCUGUCCAAACUCGUUGCCAGUGCGCUUCUGGCUCAGCAGAUCACCAGUUUGAACUCGUUGAGUCUGCUCUGCGAAUCCACCAACGCGAAGAUCAACCAUAUCACCCAAAUUCUGGGACUAAGCCAGCGUGCGGGACUAGGGUUUAGUGCCUCACAACGAGUGGAUCUACUGUGUCUGGUGUAUUUGGCUCGAGAGCUGGGGAUGUCUGACAUCGUGGACUAUUGGGCGAGUGUCCUUCGCAUGAAUGAACUUCAGCCGGCAUGGAUGAUCCAGAGGGUAGUUGGUCGGAUUUCAGGAGCUCUUGUCGAGAAGAAAGUGGCGCUGUUGGGGAUGACAAGUAAACACAUGGGUGAUAUGUCCGGUGUUAUUGGUCUGGUGCGUGAGUUGACGCAGAGAGGUGUUGAAAUACGCAUCUUUGAGCCAUAUUUCAACUGGACUGAUCAAGGACUCUGUAUUUCCGAUGCUCGGAAAGGAUUUAUUGUGGCCAAUUCCGCGGAGAUGGCCUGUAUGGACUGCCAUGCCGUGAUGGUAAUUACAGAUCGGGAAGAGUUCGGGCCAGACCAGGUGCGAUGGCAAGGCAUUGCACGUCACAUGAAGACGCCAAAGUUGCUGGUGGAUCUGAGUGGUCGGUUCGACCAGCUUCAAAUGCAACAGUGGGGUUUUGAUCUGUUGGAUGUGUAG